AUGGCCAAGCCUAUAGAUUUAAGUAAGCCCAAAUGGGACCAGAGUACAUACAUGGGCCGUGUCAAACAUUUUCUAUUGAUCACCAAUCCUUUAAACUGUUUAGCUAGUGAUGAAGACUUGGAUAUGGCUAAAAGGGUGGUUGAGGAGUACAGGAAAACAAAAGUAUUGCCACAUGGUUACGACGAAGAUAAGUUAUGGGCAGCUAAAUACUUGUACGACAGUGCAUUCCACCCAGACACAGGCGAGAAAAUGCUCAGAAUCGGUCGUAUGUCAGCGCAGGCGCCUAUGAACGCUAUAAUCACAGGGUCUCUUCUCAUCCAACCACUGCCAGCCACCCUGCAGAUUUCGUCAGUCCAUCUAGCAAAUUCUAUUCACCCAAAACAAAUUGAGGCGGCUCUAAUGUCAUCAGAAAGUUUAUACUUCGAAGAAGGUUGA
Messenger RNA from Spodoptera exigua (beet armyworm), 435 nucleotides. Lineage: Eukaryota; Metazoa; Arthropoda; Insecta; Lepidoptera; Noctuidae. The record is from the annotation of a GenBank genome assembly.